GUUCUCCAAUCAGUGGUGAUUACCAGUGCAGAUGUGAGGAUCAGUAUCGUUUUCCAUGUGACCAGUGUGUAACAUAUGGAUCAUGUGACAACAUCACUGGUGACACAUGUGGAUGCAUCAGUGGCAUUCCUGCUAAUGGACAGUACUGCCAGGCUGAGGAUCAAUACAACCUUACAUCAUGUCCUGCUACAACACGCACUCCAGAGCUGCUGGUUCAAACUGAAUAUGUGAUUGAUCUGGAGCUGAAUCUAACCGACAUCGCAACAGUGGACUUCCUCAGAUGCCUCCUGAGCAAUGGCAGCAAUUUUCUAACCCUGAGUCCAACAGUGAAUGUCACACAGCUUGACCUCUCCACAGUCUGCUCUCCAAUCAGUGGUGAUUACCAGUGCAGAUGUGAGGAUCAGUAUCGUUUUCCAUGUGACCAGUGUGUAACAUAUGGAUCAUGUGACAACAUCACUGGUGACACAUGUGGAUGCAUCAGUGGCAUUCCUGCUGAUGGACAGUACUGCCAGGCUGAGGAUCAAUACAACUUUACAUCAUGUCCUGCUACUACACUUGCCCCAUCUCCUCCGCCUGUCUAUGAAUAUGUGAUAUCUAUCGAGCUGAAGGCUGCAGAUGAUGAAGUUGUAGCAGAGCUGAGAAACAUCAGCUAUCCAGUCAGCAUCAACAGCAACAUACAGAUCUCUGAUGUUAACAUCUCUACAGUCUGCUCUCCAAUCAGUGGUGAUUACCAGUGCAGAUGUGAGGAUCAAUAUCGUUUUCCAUGUGACCAGUGUGUAACAUAUGGAUCAUGUGACAACAUCACUGGUGACACAUGUGGAUGCAUCAGAGGCAUUCCUGCUGGUGGACAGUACUGCCAGGCUGAGGAUCAAUACAACUUUACUGCAUGUCCAAUCACAACAACUCCACAACCAACAAGUCCACCAGUCUUCCAUCAGUACCUGCUUUCCAUUGAGCUGAACUCCACAGAUGUUACAGUUGUAGAAAAGCUGAGGAACAUCAACAACACCAUCAGCAUGAACAGGAACUUACGAAUCUCUGAUGUUAACAUUACUACAGUCUGCUCUCCAAUCAGUGGUGAUUACCAGUGCAGAUGUGAGGAUCAAUAUCGUUUUCCAUGUGGCCAGUGUGUAACAUAUGGAUCAUGUGACAACAUCAGUGGUGACACAUGUGGAUGCAUCAGAGGCAUUCCUGCUGAUGGACAGUACUGCCAGGCUGAGGAUCAAUACAACUUUACUGCAUGUCCAAUCAUCACAACAACUCCACAACCAACAAGUCCACCAGUCUUCCAUCAGUACCUGCUUUCCAUUGAGCUGAACUCCACAGAUGUUACAGUUGUAGAAAAGCUGAGGAACAUCAACAACACCAUCAGCAUGAACAGGAACUUACGAAUCUCUGAUGUUAACAUUACUACAGUCUGCUCUCCAAUCAGUGGUGAUUACCAGUGCAGAUGUGAGGAUCAGUAUCGUUUUCCAUGUGACCAGUGUGUAACAUAUGGAUCAUGUGACAACAUCACUGGUGACACAUGUGGAUGCAUCAGAGGCAUUCCUGCUGGUGGACAGUACUGCCAGGCUGAGGAUCAAUACAACUUUACUGCAUGUCCAAUCAUCACAACAACUCCACAACCAACAAGUCCACCAGUCUUCCAUCAGUACCUGCUUUCCAUUGAGCUGAACUCCACAGAUGUUACAGUUGUAGAAAAGCUGAGGAACAUCAACAACACCAUCAGCAUGAACAGGAACUUACGAAUCUCUGAUGUUAACAUUACUACAGUCUGCUCUCCAAUCAGUGGUGAUUACCAGUGCAGAUGUGAGGAUCAAUAUCGUUUUCCAUGUGACCAGUGUGUAACAUAUGGAUCAUGUGACAACAUCAGUGGUGACACAUGUGGAUGCAUCAGAGGCAUUCCUGCUGGUGGACAGUACUGCCAGGCUGAGGAUCAAUACAACUUUACUGCAUGUCCAAUCAUCACAACAAAUCCACAACCAACAAGUCCACCAGUCUUCCAUCAGUACCUGCUUUCCAUUGAGCUGAACUCCACAGAUGUUACAGUUGUAGAAAAGCUGAGGAACAUCAACAACACCAUCAGCAUGAACAGUAACUUACGAAUCUCUGAUGUUAACAUUACUACAGUCUGCUCUCCAAUCAGUGGUGAUUACCAGUGCAGAUGUGAGGAUCAAUAUCGUUUUCCAUGUGACCAGUGUGUAACAUAUGGAUCAUGUGACAACAUCACUGGUGACACAUGUGGAUGCAUCAGAGGCAUUCCUGCUGGUGGACAGUACUGCCAGGCUGAGGAUCAAUACAACUUUACUGCAUGUCCAAUCACAACAAAUCCACAACCAACAAGUCCACCAGUCUUCCAUCAGUACCUGCUUUCCAUUGAGCUGAACUCCACAGAUGUUACAGUUGUAGAAAAGCUGAGGAACAUCAACAACACCAUCAGCAUGAACAGGAACUUACGAAUCUCUGAUGUUAACAUUACUACAGUCUGCUCUCCAAUCAGUGGUGAUUACCAGUGCAGAUGUGAGGAUCAAUAUCGUUUUCCAUGUGACCAGUGUGUAACAUAUGGAUCAUGUGACAACAUCAGUGGUGACACAUGUGGAUGCAUCAGAGGCAUUCCUGCUGGUGGACAGUACUGCCAGGCUGAGGAUCAAUACAACUUUACUGCAUGUCCAAUCACCACAACAACUCCACAACCAACAA
Messenger RNA from Xiphophorus couchianus (Monterrey platyfish), 2700 nucleotides. RefSeq lists its product as uncharacterized. The annotation marks the transcript as partial. Gene Ontology annotation, biological process: adenylate cyclase-activating G protein-coupled receptor signaling pathway. The record is from RefSeq and is a predicted model, not a curated record. The transcript is spliced from 23 exons. Lineage: Eukaryota; Metazoa; Chordata; Actinopteri; Cyprinodontiformes; Poeciliidae. Gene Ontology annotation, molecular function: G protein-coupled receptor activity.